GAGGCUUAAGCGAUGUACUGGUGUUUUGUCAUUUGUGGGUUUAGGACGAUCUGCACUGCCAUAUUUGUCUCUUGGGAGGCCGCUCUGCCUUUCUGUUGUUGUUGGUUGGCUUUGCUUUUUCAUGCGCAACCAACAGCGCCUCGCUCUCUGCGCUUCUGCCCUUUGUCCACUGUUCGCGCGCAGUAAAUUCCCACUGCGGAACCGCUUUUGUUUGGUUUUCCCUAAUUUUCCAGGAAACUCUGCUUUUUCCAUUUCCGUCCGAUAAGGGUUUUGAAUUCGAGCUUCGUUCCCCGUGGAAAACCGUGUGUUCCAACUGUUGGAGUUUGCCUUUUACGUGCUUCGCUUCGUUUUUCUAGGUUCCUUAGGCUCUGCUUCAAAUCGCCGUCGUUUUGGCUACUCUAGGCCUAUUUCUAGCCCCGUCUUUUUCGGAGCUCUUCAAUCAUGGCGGUUUAUAGGGUUUCAGAGUCUCCGAGUUGUCCCAGUCCUUUGCUCCAACAGAGUCUUCACCGAUUCCUUUGGUGUUUUCCAAGGAUGAGGGAAGACUUCUCGUCGUUCAAGAGGCUCCAAUUCAUCACUCUGGCUCUAGCAGUGUCGUCGUUGACGUUCUUCUUCUUCGGUGUCGUUUUUGCGCCUGUGCUUCUCUCAGGUGUGGGGAGGAGCUCCGUCGUUCUCGUGGACGGAGGAGAGAACGCCACGACGCUCACUGUUCCUCAUCGGAAGCUUCUUGAACGCGCAAUGGUAGAACCUAACCGAAUGUGGGGAGAAAAAUGCACCAAGGCAGACAUAGUGGUGACCCAAGGCCCCACACCUGCACUCCCGAGUGGCAUUCCCACCUACACGGUGGAGAUAAUGAAUGUCUGCGUCACUGGUUGCGACAUCUCAGGCAUUCAUCUGACCUGUGGUUGGUUCAGCUCCGCCCAUCUCAUCAACCCCAAGAUUUUCAAGAGGCUUGGCUACAACGACUGCCUGGUGAAUGACGGGAAACCCUUGGAGAAUGGCGGGACGAUUUCUUUCCAGUACGCCAACACCUUCUCCUACCAUCUCGCUGUCUCCGCAGUAGUCUGCGCUUAAUAACAACACACUUUUAGCUCUACCAAUCUACCACAUAUAUAGGUACUAGUUAUUGCUUCUUUUUUUUCGCGUUUUUCUGGGUUCACGUUUGUUAGUUUGAGUCAUUUUCUGAAGACUUUUGAUUGACUAGAGAGGGUUUUGUAUACUGUAAAUGGUCUCUUUUGCAAUGGGGUACGUAGAGCCGUAGAGAGAGAGAGAGAGAGAAUUGGUGGAUAGUAGCUGAUAUUUUGGGUGGAUACUUGUCUUGUAUAUAUAGUGAUAUACCAUAUGGGAAUUAGAUGCGAGAUUGAAUCUGCGAUUACAGGAAUACUUUGUUUUGUCUUGUUUCUCAGUCAACAAAA
Corylus avellana is the source of this 1412-nucleotide messenger RNA. RefSeq names its product protein TAPETUM DETERMINANT 1. NCBI's taxonomy places the organism in Eukaryota, Viridiplantae, Streptophyta, Magnoliopsida, Fagales, Betulaceae. Gene Ontology annotation, biological process: cell fate determination. The record is from RefSeq and is a predicted model, not a curated record.